Molecule: messenger RNA, 1715 nt
Organism: Trichoplusia ni (cabbage looper)
Lineage: Eukaryota; Metazoa; Arthropoda; Insecta; Lepidoptera; Noctuidae
Exons: 6
Coding region: 630-1376 (248 amino acids)
Source: RefSeq, a predicted model, not a curated record
GACUGGUUUUAUUUUAAGUUUUCUUAUUGCAAUUAUAUUGGUGAAAAGCGAAAUUAUCCAUUUUGAAUUAAAAAAUAAACGAUUUAUUGAUCGACUUCAAAAAUCACUGAUGCAAGUCAAUGAAAUGCUCGCUGACAUCGAAGACAAAAUAGAGAGCGAGAGAAAGAAAUUAUCGAAGGCUGAUUUUGACUUACACCACAAAAAUACUGUGCCUGGCCUCUUAGACUAUCAGAUCUCUGACAAAUGGUCGACCACGAGGAAGCUUCCGCCACCUCUGAAACCGAACCCACCUGUCCUGCAGAAACCCUCUCUGAGCGGUAUCCACGGAAGUGCUCUGCGUAAUGAUCCAACACUAACACCAGAACGACAAGAAAUACGUUUCCGGGAUUUAGUUGUACGCUGGACACACACCACACGUUUAUCGGGUAUGCUCAAAAAUACAUACAUCGGGAAAGCAGGAUAUGAUUCGAAAUUACCUUGCCAACAACCACAGCGACAAAUGCCAAUAAUUUUUCGCCUUAAAGAAUAGUUGUUUGUAGAGCGUAAAUUUAUAAUCCAAGCCUGUUUUCUAAAUAACCAAAUCUUGCCCUCUAGCGAUUCGGGUCAGCGACUUUACUACCACGUCGAACAUGGAUGUCACAACUCCUACAGCAAUUAUUUCAGAACUCCCUCCAGAAUCAAACCUUCCAAAAGAUGUUCUGCAAAAUGUAUAUCUGAACUGGCCGUUUGAGAAUACUCCACACCCAGGUGUAACUGAAUUUGUACAAGAUCUUCAAAGUUUAAUGCAAGAACUUAAAUUUGGUUACUUCACUGUCGGGUUGAUGAAGUUUUUGGAAAUGGUCGCAACUAGAGAUGCUCAUGAUAUUACACCUAUCUUGGUUGCUUUAGAAGAAACGUCUCGAAAAUUGAGAGAUAACCAUAAACUGACGAAGGACUAUGUUAUAUUUCAAGACAACAUUGAAAUUUUACUGAACACGAUGAUUAUGCUACCGUUUGACAAAUUGCAAAAGAUGUCCGGCGUGGGGUAUUACAUUUUGCAAAAUAAAUAUGUUCUUGUAAGCCGUAACGUCAAUGCCUGUCUCGAAAGAUAUGAUACUUUGUUCCUGGAAAGCGACGGUAUCGCGCUUUUUGGAUCCUUGGAAGAAUUUCAUAAAUAUCCUGAUGGUGGACAAAGCGCCCUUGAAGUAAGCAAAGACAUGCUGGAUGCAGCUAUAGCACCGUUCCUUAGACUUAAAGGCACUAUGGAUCACCAUCUACUCACGACAUGCAUAAAUGAUGGCAUAAACUACUUCGUUAUUCCCUCGCUUGAUCGGUCAGCAACCGAAACUGCAUAUUUUACAACAAGAGCACAUAUUGAAGACUUGAAAUCUAUAUAAUGUAAUGGGAGGCAAGUCAAAUUUUAUACUGAUACUAAUAAAUUCGAAAAGUACGAUGGACAAAAUUUAAUUUGUAACAUUGCUUAAAAACAUUUUACAUUUUUGUAGAAACUUCCCACCAUGUCACGAGCAUCAUUCGUACCAACCAGACGUCUUGUAAGACACAAACGUAAGAAAUCGUUUCGUCAGUUUAAAAAAAAAUGUUUUGAAUAAAUGAUGAGAAUGAAGUACAUAGUCUGCAUGUUCGCCGUGAAAAACACGACAAAAACGAUUCACUGGAUGCACACGGCCAUCACGACGAACAUGUUUUACACAUCCAACAUGAUAAAUACGAUCUAA